Cololabis saira (Pacific saury) is the source of this 5044-nucleotide messenger RNA. RefSeq names its product protocadherin alpha-C2-like. The record is from RefSeq and is a predicted model, not a curated record. Gene Ontology annotation, molecular function: calcium ion binding. Lineage: Eukaryota; Metazoa; Chordata; Actinopteri; Beloniformes; Belonidae. Bases 346 to 2811 code for a protein of 821 amino acids. Gene Ontology annotation, cellular component: plasma membrane. The transcript has 3 exons. Gene Ontology annotation, biological process: homophilic cell-cell adhesion.
GAAAAUUAAGCGUGAUUGUAGCAUUCUGAAUUGAACUGUACCAGAAUAACUAUGAAGUUUAUAUAAACUCUGAUAGCAAUGAAAUUAUAUGACAAGAAUCCUGUUCAGAAAAGUAAAAAGAGUUUUUAAAAGCGUUAAGGGUGGCGCUAUUUUGUUCCUAAAACACUAGCCCUUGAAAGCCGAGGCUGUGAAUCGGCGCCGCCAGAAGCCUUUGAGAAAAAGGACAGGACAGUUCCAUGGUGCUGAAACCUACGGAAAGGUAGCGAAACAUUUUUACUGAGAAGGGGUGUGCAUAACGUACAUCUGUCUGAACAUGUUUUGGAAUAACGUUCUCUCUGGAAAAAUAUGCAAUUCCAACUGAUGUGUUGCGUGUUGCACACAACGGUGGGUUCCGCUGUAACAAUGGAGUCUCUGAAAAGGUGCGUGCUGCUAAAUAUUUGUAUUAUAUUCUUACUCGUUCAAAGCAUGUCGACAUCAGAGAUUCAUUAUUCUAUACCCGAGGAAAUGAAAGAAGGCUCUGUUGUCGCCAACCUCGCUACCGAUCUCAGUCUGGAUGUUAAGACACUAAAUCAGAGGAAGAUGCGACUCGACAUCAUUGCUAACAAGAGAUAUCUGGAUGUGAACAAAGAGACGGGGGAACUGUAUAUUGUGGAGAAGAUAGAUAGAGAAUACAUUUGCAACAGCAAGUCUUCGGCGUCUUGUUAUCUCAGACUAGAGGUAAUUUUAGAGAAUCCAGUACGAAUAUCUAAUAUCGAGGUGGAGAUCAUGGACAUGAACGACAACGCCCCACAAUUUCGAAGAGACACCAUAUAUUUAGAUAUAUCAGAAGCGACACCAAAAGGAGAGACAUUUUCUCUCAGCAAUGCAGUUGAUCCCGACGUUGGAACUAAUUCACUUAAAACGUAUUAUCUUACUGAAAGUGAAGAUUUUAAUAUUAAGAUUCAGACCGGGAGAGACGGAUCUAAAUUCGCCGAGUUAAUCUUAACAAAAACACUGGAUCGGGAGCAAAAAGCGGUUCAUAAUUUAAUACUGACGGCUGUAGAUGGAGGAAAACCUGCUCGAUCUGGUACAGCUAGCGUUAUUGUCCGCGUAUUGGAUACAAAUGAUAAUGCUCCUACAUUUGACGAAUCAGUGUACAACAUAAAAAUAAUGGAAAAUUCUCCGAUUGGAAGUCUCGUUAUUCAUCUCAACGCAACGGAUUUGGAUGAAGGAUCGAACUCGGAUAUAACGUACUCAUAUAGUUUAUAUACGUCUGAAAAAACACAAGAAACGUUUAAUCUCAAUCCUUCUACAGGUGAAAUUACAGUUAAGGGGAUGUUGAAUUAUGAGGAUUUCAGGAUUUAUGAUAUGGAAGUUAUAGCAACAGAUAAAGGAGCCAACAGUUUAUCAGGACAAUGUACCAUAAAGAUUGUAGUUGAAGACAUGAAUGACAACCACCCAGAAUUAUCUAUCAAAUCAUUUCAAAGUCCAGUCAGUGAAAACAUUGAGUUAGACACAGUGAUAGCUGUAGUUAGUAUCAGUGAUAAAGACUCAGGUGAUAAUGGAAAGGUUGAUCUGCAUAUUCCAGGUAACAUGCCUUUCAAACUGAGGGAGUCCUCUGAUAACUAUUAUGAGUUAGUGGUGUCAGAGCAAUUAGACCGUGAGAAGGUCCCAGAAUAUGACAUCACGUUCACAGUCACAGACAGAGGUUCUCCUCCUUUAUCUGACAAUGAGACUAUGACUUUAGAGCUGCUGGAUGUUAAUGACAAUGUUCCACAGUUCCCCCAGUCGUUUUAUACUAUACGUGUAAUGGAGAAUAACGCACCUGGAGCCCUGCUUAGCUCACUCACUGCGUUUGACCCUGAUCUCCAUGAAAACCAGUAUCUAGUUUACUUCAUCAUAGAGAGGGAGAUUGUCAACACUUCCAUGUCCAUGCUGUUCUCCAUUAAUCCAGAGAAUGGUAAUCUUUACGCUCUGAAAACGUUUGACUAUGAGAUUGAGAAUGAGUUUCUUUUCCACAUCGAGGCCAGAGACUCUGGUUCUCCUCCACUCAGCAGUAACGUGACCGUCCACAUCAUUAUUGUGGAUCAGAACGACAAUGCUCCAGUCAUUGUCUCUCCAUGGCGUGCACACGGCUCGGUGGUGGAGGAAAAGAUCCCCAGAUCCACUGAUAAAGGCUCCCUGGUUGCUAAGGUGAUAGCCUUAGAUACAGACUCGGUGCACAACUCUCGGAUUACCUACCAGUUUCUACAAGUGACUGAUGCCAGUUUGUUCAGUCUGGACCAAUACAACGGAGAGAUCCGGACUAUGAGGAUGUUCAGUUACAAAGAUCCACGUCACCUCAGACUGGUUGUUGUUGCCAAGGACAACGGACAGCCCGCUCUCUCAGCUACAGUCACCAUCAAGCUGAUCACAGUGGAGACUGCUGUUAAGACCUACUCUGACAUGACUGAGAUGCCUCUGGAAUACGACAUCUUUUCAGACCUGAACCUGUAUUUGCUCAUCGGUCUGGGCUCAGUGUCAUUUCUGCUGCUGAUCACCAUCCUUGUCACCAUCGUGCUCAAGUGUCAGAGUCCCAAAGGCAGUAAACCGGCUCCUCCCAGCAGGAACAGUGUGAUCAGUGAGAGGAACUCCACCAUUGCAGACUCCACUCUGGUCUCCAACGAUGCCUACUGGUACAGUCUGUUUCUAGCUGAGACCAGGAAGGGAAAGAUGGUGGUUAGACAGCCUCUGCCGAAGGGCUCCCGGUACAUCGUGUCCAGUUUACCAAGAGGAACUGGACUGACCGAUACUAGUGACUCAGCUGCUUCCACCCUGCAGUACCCUAAAUGAGGAAAGUCCACUCAGCAGAUGGAGGCAUCCACCACUAGCAGCAGCAGUUCCACGUAAGACCAUCCCUCCUGCUGUUUACGGUGAUGAUGCUAACAGGAAAGCUUCAUGGAAGAAAGGAGGAACAGCGUAUCAGCUACUGCUCCUCUCUCUCCACCCCCACUUCCCACAUCAAACCUGCUCAGUCUGCUCUUUUUUAGUCGCUCCGUGUGUAGCUGUCAUGCUGUAACACCAAUGGACUAUGACUUAUCUAAUAACAAGCCCCACCCCUCUCCUUCUUUAAGCACACGAAAAAAAUAACAAUGCCUUUAUGUCCAAGUGUUAUGCAUGAUGUGACUGCAUGACUUCAGCUACUGCCAUACAAAGGUCUUUCAAGAAGAGAUGCUCACAAAUGAGCAGACUGUAAAAAAAACAUAUGCACCUGUGAAUAUUUAAAGAAGCCACUACAAGGACUGUAAGGGUGGAUGGGAAAAUGUUGAAAUGCCAUAGAGAGACUGUUUUCCCUUUACAUAAAAGUUGUUACCUGUCUUUCAUCCGACUCCAUAACAGCAUUAAUGUAUAAUAUAAACUGAAAAGGUGAAAAAGAUUUCUCAGUAAAACAUUAACAUACAAUAAAAACAGGAAUAAAAAAAAAAGAAUCAGUAUUUCAUAAACGUGGUAGAUUUUAGUCAUUUUAUGGUUUUCACUUUAUUCUUUUGUGCUUUAAAAGUAAGAAAGGCCUAAAUAUGAAGGGGGUUGCUGACUUUAUGCAACGCUGAACAAAGAACAAGGCCUUUUGCCAUCAUGCCUUUCAGUUGUUUCGGCAUGGAAUAAUCAAAGUAUUUCAAUAGCUUUAGAUGUUUAAAUGGUAUUGAACAUUUCCAAAUUUUCCAGUUUAGCUUGUUUUUUUUUUCUCAACACAAUGGAAAAUUACAUUUUAAUGCAAAAACAACAGAGUGCCAUAUUCAUUCAGUCUUAUUUUUAUUUAUUAUUUUAUUAAGCAAGAGCAAUAGAAUUCCCUUCAAACAACUCAAAGUUAUGAACUCAGCAUGAACUCAAGAGAACAAAGAGGAUGAGUCUUGAUGUUUGAACUGAACACAGUGAUUCUUUGAGAAAAGAAUGACAUGUCUUUAUGACUACUGUAUAUAAUGAUAUUAGAAACACCAGUGCAUACUUUAACUUUUUUUUACUUCCUAAUCUUAACCUGUGGAUGUUACUUAAUUUCAGUGUCUUGCAGUUGGUGAUAAGUUAAUGCAUACAUAAAGGUACUGAAGCAACAUAUCUGUUUUAUUUUUUUUAAGGGUGUGCUCAUGUAUAUGACUGAUGUACUUGAUGUGUCUGCAUAUCAACACAUGAAUUGAGACACAGAUAUAACUGACAAAAUUCACCAUGCGUCUGUAUAAAAUGCCUUACAUUUUCAGUUUUAAUUGCUUUUGCACCUCUUAAAUGUGUACAAAAUUAUGAGUCAUCAUCAGAUCUACGGCUCAUCAAUCAUAUUACAGAAUUUCACAUUCAGAGAACAUAUAUUUAAACUCUUAAGCACAGGUCCUGUUGCAUUUCUUGUUAUAAUGUGUUACAGCCAAACUUAUACAGUAAGUGCUUUUGUACAGUGGUAAUUUCAUAGUAGAACAUGUAGUCACUUGUGUAAUGUGAGCCAAAUGGAUGCUAUGGUCUGGUCUUUAUGAACUAUUAAACACAAAAACAGAUUUGGUGAUGAAUUUUCUUGAUCUCUUCACUUUUGCAUCAAAUGUAUAUUUUUUGUGGAUAUCUACAUUACUGUAAAACAGGUUUAAAUUAUGGUCCUUAUUAUAGCAAAUUUCUGUUCACUUAAUAUUAGAUAAGCUCAAAGAAUAUUGAUUUGUUGAAGUAUAAUACAUUUGCAAUGACAAUGAUAAAAAGUUUAAAUUGUUAUAAUUAUUAUUUCUGUCUGAACCUCACAAGCAAUUAAUCAGAUGGGGUUAAUCUUCAUUUUAGCAGAACCUAUUUUAUCCCUCUGUCUUUUUAUUUGAAUCAAAUUUUCAUCUCUUCUCCAGAAAAAAGAACCUUUGAAGGAUAUCUAAGUUGUAAUCACUACAUCUGUUGUGAUUCGUGUUCUGGUAGAUAAGUGAUAAUGUGGACCAUUUUCUAAACAAGCUUUACAUAUCAGUCAGGCCUAACACAGAUAUCAUAAAUGGGAAGAGAUUUUGUAACUGCAGCAGAGCUUGUCACACAAACACCUAGCAUUCUAUGCAUGUGGGAAGAAAAAUACAUUAUGCAU